GGAGCAGACGUAGCUUGGACUCGUCGAGAGUAAUUUAGACCUACAGUCUACCAAAGCAACCGCCCCCCAAACAAAAUAAAAAUAAAAAUACAAAGCUAUAAAAAAAGGAGAGAGAGAAAACUGAACUGACCAUUUUGGACUCCAGAGGGUGACAACGAUUGAGAGAGAGAGAGAGCGAAUCGAAGCUUUCAUUCUCAGCUGGAUUGAGUGGAGGUUUGCUGUUUUUCUCUGGAUUUCUCGUCUCUAACGGGUGUAUGCAUGUCUGCUGAAGUUCAGUGCUGAUGUGAAACAGCUUCUUUUUAACAUCUGAAGGGUUACUUGAGUACUGAAGAAGGGUUUAAAUUCUAUUGAUAAUUGUUUGACUAGACUAGACCUUCUGAGUGUGAACUGUGACGUGAAAUCUAAUAUGCAUAUGCAGUUUUAAAUGCACGCAACAGAAAUUAAUAAUAUAUUGGAAUUAAAGUGGUGAUGCAUCCUGUGCUCAUAUGUAGAUAUCUUUGCUGCUGUAUUCUGUCAGGAUAUCUUUAUAUGUAUGUUUUAUCUUAUAGUUCAGAACAUUAUGGAGAUGAGAUUACUGAAUCAGGAAGCCGAUUGCAUGAGCGCUCUAGAUCAUUUCUAAGAAAUGGGUUUGAAAGCAGAGUCUCCACCUUUGUUGAAAGAUGGAAUGAUUCGGUUUCUUGUGAGGACCUGGAAGGAGUUGGAUCAUUUGACACCACCUGUUUGUUGAAUUCAAACUUGCAUUUGAAUUCUGAUCUUCACAUAAUUGGAAUGGGAAACUUAGAGAUACUUCCUCAUGUUUUGAUUACGUGUCCCAUAGAGGGCUGUUCAAUAAGUUUCACUAUUUCUGGCAAUAUCAAACUGGGUCAAGACGCAUCCAUUUUUGCUGGCUCUGUAGUUUUUUCUGCCGCCAAUCUGACUAUGGAAAACAAUUCUGCCAUAAACACAUCAUCCUUGGGUGGAACCCCACCUUCUCAAACAAGCGGUACACCAGUUGGCUAUGAUGGAGCAGGUGGAGGACAUGGUGGCCGGGGUGCUUCUUGUUUGAAAAAUAAUAGGACUAAUUUUUGGGGUGGUGAUGUUUAUGCUUGGUCCACUUUGUCUGAGCCUUGGAGUUAUGGAAGUAAGGGUGGUGGCACUUCUGCUGAAAAUCAGUUUGGAGGGAAUGGUGGGGGACGAGUUAUGCUUUUAGUGAAGGACAUGCUAUAUACUAAUGGAUCUGUAACUGCAGAGGGAGGGGAUGGAGGUGUUAAAGGGGGAGGGGGAUCUGGUGGAAGUAUUAUCAUACAUGCUCCAAAGCUGAAGGGAUAUGGUACAAUAAGCGCAGCAGGUGGGAGGGGAUAUGGCGGAGGUGGAGGUGGAAGAAUAUCACUGGAUUGUUACAGCCUACAAGAAGAUGUUGAAGUCACCGUGCAUGGUGGUUUGAGUAUUGGCUGUCCUGGGAAUGCUGGUGCAGCGGGUACUUACUUCGAUGCGAAACUGCUGAGUUUGAGAGUUGGCAAUGAUAAUGUCAUGACAGAAACAGAGACUCCUUUGCUAGAUAUUCCUACUAGCCCACUGUGGUCUAAUAUUUUUGUGGAGAAUAAUGCAAAAGUUUUGGUUCCUCUGCUUUGGACCAGAGUUCAGGUGAGAGGCCAAAUCAGUCUACUUUGUGGGGGUAGCAUUAUAUUUGGAUUGUCAGAUUAUCCAAUCUCAGAAUUUGAGCUUGUCGCUGAAGAACUUUUGAUGAGUGAUUCCAUCAUAAAGGUUUGUGGUGCACUCAGAGUGGCAGUCAAAAUGUUACUUAUGUGGAACUCCAAAAUACAAAUUGAUGGUGGGGAAAAGACAUUCGUUACUACUUCAGUCCUUGAAGUUAGGAAUCUUGUUGUUCUAAGGGAAAACUCCGUCAUCAGUUCAAAUACAAACUUGGGCGUGUAUGGUCAAGGACUUCUAAAGUUGACAGGUCAUGGAGAUGCAAUAAAAGGCCAACGACUUUCCUUGGCACUAUUUUAUAACAUAACUGUUGGGCCCGGUUCCAUACUUCAGGCUCCACUGGAUGAUGAUGCUAGUAAAAGCAUGGUAACGAAGUCGCACUGUGAAAGUCAGUCAUGCCCAAUGGACUUAAUAACUCCUCCAGAUGAUUGUCAUGUUAAUAGUACACUUUCAUUUUCUCUUCAAAUUUGUCGAGUGGAGGACAUUCUUGUAAAUGGCCUUAUCAAAGGAAGUAUUAUUCACAUCCACAGGGCUAGGACUGUCAUUGUUGAUACAGAUGGCAUGAUAAGUGCAUCAGAAUUAGGUUGCAGAAAAGGUAUUGGUAGGGGAAACUAUUCUAAUGGAGCUGGUGGUGGUGCUGGGCAUGGGGGAAGAGGGGGCUCAGGAGUUUUCAACGGAAGGGUGAGUGAAGGUGGUAAUAAAUAUGGAAAUGCUGAUCUUCCUUGUGAGUUGGGGAGUGGAACUGGGGGCCCUAAUGAGUCGUUUGGCCAUGUGGCUGGAGGGGGGAUCAUUGUGAUGGGAUCCAUUCAAUGGCCGCUUCUAAGGCUUGAUACGUAUGGAUUUCUGAGGGCUGAUGGUCAAAGUUAUGGUAAUGCAAGAAAAAACAGUAAUGAUACUUUGAUUGGAGGCCUUGGGGGAGGUUCAGGUGGGACAAUUCUUCUGUUUCUUCAGUCACUUACCCUUGCAGAGAGCUCAUCCUUAUCUGUUAUUGGUGGCACUGGUGGACCUCAUGGUGGCGGUGGCGGCGGUGGGAGAAUUCAUUUUCAUUGGUCUGAAAUAGAUGUGAGUGAUGAAUAUGUUCCGGUUGCAACUAUAAAUGGUACCAUCAACAGUAGUGGAGGUGCUGGGGAUAAUGGUGGUCUUUAUGGAGAGGAGGGCACUGUUACAGGAAAGAAAUGCCCGAUGGGCCUCUAUGGCACAUUCUGCAAUGAAUGCCCUAUUGGUACUUACAAAGAUAUUGAUGGCUCUGAUGCAAGUCUUUGCAUUCCUUGUCCUCUUGAGCUUCUCCCCAGUCGUGCAGAUUUUAUAUAUGUUCGAGGGGGAGUUAGCCAGCCAUCUUGUCCUUACAAAUGUAUUUCCGACAAAUAUAAGAUGCCAAAUUGCUAUACACCUCUUGAGGAACUUGUGUAUACAUUUGGAGGGCCUUUGCCUUUUGCAUUUCUGUUGUCCUGCAUUCUGGUGCUCCUAGCUCUAUUAUUGAGUACUUUUCGAAUUAAAUUGGUAGGAUCAGGUGGUUCUUACCAUAAUGCAAAUUCAAUUGGACAUCAUAGUCAUCACCAUUUUCCAUAUCUUCUCUCACUAUCAGAGGUGCGGGGAGCCAGGGUUGAAGAAACUCACAGCCAUGUUUACAGAAUGUACUUCAUGGGCCCUAAUACCUUCAGGGAACCAUGGCAUCUUCCUUACUCUCCUCCAAACGCAAUUAUUGAGAUUGUCUAUGAAGAUGCAUUCAACAGAUUCAUUGAUGAGAUUAACUCCGUUGCUGCAUAUGAUUGGUGGGAAGGAUCAGUGCACAGCAUUCUCUCAGUGCUUGCAUAUCCAUGUGCCUGGUCCUGGAAGCAAUGGCGUCGUAGGAAUAAAAUUCAUCGCCUUCAGGAAUAUGUCAAGUCUGAAUAUGAUCAUUCAUGCCUUCGCUCUUGCCGCUCACGAGCUCUAUACAAAGGGAUGAAGGUUGGAGCAACGCCAGAUUUGAUGGUUGCUUACAUUGAUUUCUUCCUUGGUGGAGAUGAAAAACGUUUAGACAUGGCAUCCAUUAUCCAGAAGAGAUUUCCCAUGUGUAUAAUUUUUGGUGGGGAUGGAAGCUAUAUGUCACCUUACAAUCUUCACAGUGACACAUUGUUGACAAGUCUUCUUGGCCAGCAUGUACCCCCAACUGUCUGGAAUCGUUUUGUGGCUGGUUUAAAUGCUCAAUUACGAACAGUGAGGCAUGGGUCUAUCCGUUCUGCACUCAUCCCCAUUAUUGAUUGGCUUGGUAGUCAUGGUAAUCCCCAGCUGGAGUUCCAUGGGGUGAAAAUUGAGCUUGGAUGGUUCCAGGCCACGGCUUCUGGUUACUAUCAACUUGGUAUCUUGGUAGCUGUUGGUGAUUAUUUUCUUCCAAAUGUGCACCAGCCUGAAUUGCUGGAUAGAAGAGAUGAUGAAUGUGCAAGGAGAAAUGCUGCAGUUACACAUAAAAGCGUUGGGCAACAACACCAGAGUCAGCUGAGUGUGAGUCAUGCAUUAUCUCGUAAAAGGAUAACUGGAGGAAUUAAUGGAGGUCUUAUAAAUGAUGCUACCUUGAAGUCUCUGGAUUUUAGAAGGGACUUUCUCUUUCCACUAUCUCUCCUACUACACAAUACAAGGCCCGUUGGCCGUCAGGAUACCCUGCUGUUGCUGAUUUCUGUCAUACUUUUGGCAGAUCUUUCUGUCACCCUCCUUACAUUCCUUCAGUUCUAUUGGAUUUCUCUUGGGGCUUUUCUUGCUGUCUUGCUUAUCCUUCCUCUAUCCUUGCUUUCUCCCUUCCCAGCAGGCUUGAAUGCUUUAUUCAGCAAAGGACCUAGAAGAGCAUCACUUGCUCGUAUAUAUGCACUGUGGAAUGCUACUUCCCUGUCAAACAUUGCUGUUGCUUACAUCUGUGGCAUGUUAAAAUAUGGAUUGACCUACUUCCAACCUCUUCAGAAGGAAAAUAUGUGGAACACUAGAAGGGAGGAUGAUAAGUGGUGGCUGUUGCCAACCAUUCUUCUUCUAUUCAAGUCAAUACAAGCUCGUUUUGUCGAUUGGCACAUAGCAAAUUUGGAAGUUCAGGAUUUUUCCCUAUUCUCUUCGGAUCCGGAUACUUUCUGGGCUUAUGAGCCUAGCACAUGACAGAAUAAUCAGGGGCUUUUAAAGGAAUCGACAAAUCAUGGCUUCUUUAUGCUGCCAAAAGGAUGAUGGAAGGGGGCAGAGCUUCUGUUAGAAUGCGGAAGCAGCUCCUUUUCCCUGUAAAUAUGUUCAAAUUUGUAUAAAAGCAUUUAUAUGGUUGUGCAGUUUUCUUUCUUGGGAUUGAGAGAGUUUAUUUGAAAAAGACAAGACGGGAAGUGCAGAAAUUUAUUGCAGAUUGUUGUUGAAGUAACUCCUGCCAAAAAGAUGUACUGUUUUUGUUAGGGUUCAAGAAGAAUGGGCGUGAUAGGAUUUUUGAAAAUGUAAUGUACUCAAAUUACCCAAAUAGUGGCAUUAUAAGUCAAUUUAUUGUCCUUGAUAUUUUCUUCCAA
This is a messenger RNA of Malania oleifera, 5192 nucleotides long. RefSeq lists its product as uncharacterized. The record is from RefSeq and is a predicted model, not a curated record. The transcript has 23 exons. Lineage: Eukaryota; Viridiplantae; Streptophyta; Magnoliopsida; Santalales; Ximeniaceae. The coding region runs from base 469 to 4806 and encodes 1445 amino acids.